This is a messenger RNA of Gavialis gangeticus (Gharial), 1856 nucleotides long. It is a transcript of the gene PDSS2, whose product is annotated as decaprenyl diphosphate synthase subunit 2. The record is from RefSeq and is a predicted model, not a curated record. Gene Ontology annotation, biological process: isoprenoid biosynthetic process; ubiquinone biosynthetic process. Gene Ontology annotation, molecular function: prenyltransferase activity. Lineage: Eukaryota; Metazoa; Chordata; Crocodylia; Gavialidae. Gene Ontology annotation, cellular component: mitochondrion; transferase complex. The transcript has 8 exons. The annotation marks the transcript as partial.
GCGGGGAGGCGGGGGCUGCUGUCGAGGCCGGGCUCGGCCGCGUCCUGGAGCAAAGUGGUGUCGGAGGCCGAGAAGCUGGUGGGCUACCCCACCUCCUUCCUCAGCCUGCGUUGUCUCCUUAGCGACGAGCUCAGCAACGUCGCGCUGCAGGUCCGCAAGCUGGUGGGCACCAAGCACCCGCUGCUCAGCACCGCCCGGGAGUUUGUGUAUGAUAACCAGAAUAACCUACAGAUGCGAGGACUGGUUGUACUGCUUGUUUCCAAAGCAGCUGGGCCCAGCAGCAAAGUGGAACUCUCUUCUGAGCCCAACAUGGUCAGUGGAAUUUAUUCAAGUCAAAGAAGUCUGGCAGAGAUUACAGAGCUGAUCCAUACUGCUUUUCUUGUGCAUCGUGGGAUAGUAAACAUUGGUGAGCUGAAGUCCUGUGAUGGACCAAUGAAGGACAUGCAGUUUGGAAAUAAAAUGGCUGUCCUGAGUGGAGACUUCCUUCUGGCAAAUGCUUGCACAAGCCUUGCUCAGUUGCAGAAUACCAAGGUUGUGGAGCUCAUAUCAAGUGCAAUUGGUGACUUAGUGCAAGGAAUAUACUGUGAAAAUUCCACCUUAGAGGAGACCCGUUUUACAGAUGAUAUUGGAAUAUCAACUUGGACAGAACAGAUUUUCCUAUCCCAUAGUGCCUUGCUGGCAAAGAGCUGUAGGGCUGCAAUGGAAUUGGCAAAGCAUGAUGCAGAGAUCCAGAAGAUGGCAUUUCAAUAUGGAAAGCACAUGUCUAUGAGUCAUAAGAUACACCUGGACCUUCAGCCAUUUAUUAAAGGAAAUUCUACUGACUCUGUGACCUUCAGUUUAAAUUCUGCUCCUGCAGUUCUGCAUCAGGAGUUCCUUGGAAGGGAAGCAUGGAUUAAGCAGAUUAGAGAGGCACGAGGUGCAGGGAGUAUAUUGGACUACAUGAAGUUGCAAGAAGCAAUCAAGGCUGGCAAAGGUGUGACUUCAGCUAUUGACCUAUGUCGUUACCAUGGAAACAGAGCACUGGAGGCCCUGGAAUGCUUCCCUCCCUCUGAGGCCAGAUCGGCUUUAGAAAACAUUGUUUAUGCUGUGACCAGAUUUUCAUGACAUACAAUUAAAAAAAAAUCUAGAAAAAAUCUAUUGUUUAUUUGCAGGAAAUAACUGGACAUGCACUGGUUAGGGGUAAGGGAAAUAUAACCUGUGCUGCUAAAGAUCUAAAUGCGUUGGUUGCUUAAUAUAUUUUUUUCAUUUACCACAUCGUUGAAUGAACAUGCAUAUUUUGGAACUGCUACAAACAAAAUUAGGGAAAAAAGGUCAAACAGUUUUCACUUGUCAUGCCAGCAGCUCACUUGAGGCUGUACCGGUAGAAAUAAUUAAUGAGACUUGCUUCUGUGACCUCAGCAAAUGGACAGGAAAUAAGUCCUUAUUGAUUGGACAUAGCCAGGGAUGGCGCCAGUGUGGUGGCCUGUGGUUUUCCUGCACUAGAGAGGACAGAGGGGGGCGUGAAGCUGCAGGUGUCAGGAGAAACACUUUCUAAACCUGCCACCGAGAAAGAGCGAGCUGUUUAAGUGAAGAAUUAAUGUACCAAUUUAUCAACACGAAGGACAGUUCGGUGAAUUAAUAGGGAAAAAUCCUUUUAUCUGUGUACAUGCAGUCAUGUCUCCUCACACUGUUUUUAUGUAUUUAAAUGUAAAAUUACUCUGUGCCUAAUGCUUUCAGUAUUUGAGAAACUUGCUGAGAAAAUGUGUCAAGCAUGGUAAGUAGGAGCUUUAAAAUACUUAAUCAAAUAUUAAUUUGGCUCUGUUAAGAGAAGCGGUUGCCUGUGUUUUAUACUGUGUGUAUAAAAUAUUUUGCUCUUG